Molecule: messenger RNA, 633 nt
Organism: Menidia menidia (Atlantic silverside)
Lineage: Eukaryota; Metazoa; Chordata; Actinopteri; Atheriniformes; Atherinopsidae
Source: the annotation of a GenBank genome assembly
AUGGAGCAUGUGGUGCUGCAUUACCGGCCUGGACCUGCAGGGGGCCUCAGCUCCCUGUUGGAGACCACAGAGAAGCUCCUGGAGCCGUUCCCCUGCCGGGCCCCCCCGGCCUUCACCCCCUGGUUCCCUCCCGAGGCCUCAGCCGGCCUCCGGAUGCCCCUCAGACCUGCCCGACCACCUCCGGUCAUCCCCCCCACCGGGGCCCCCCCCGACAGCCCUCCCAGACCCAGAGAGGCCCCCGGCCCCCUCCAGACCAGGCAGCCGGGGGGCCAGUGCUCCUGGAGCCUGUUCACGCAGAGGGGAGGCCCCCCCCCCCGGCUCCAGCCCCCCUCCAGGAGCUUUGCAGACAUGGUGGCCCUCCACGGGCUCCACCUCCGGCAGAGGGCCAAGUGGGUGAUCGCCCAGCACAACUGCAGGGACGUGGAGAAGGCCUGGCGCUCGCUGAGCCGCUGCCCCCGGGGCUCCCGGCUGCCCACCUGCCACGCCACCCUCCGGAGGGGCCGGGCGGAGAUCUGGGUGUUCUGCGACCUGCUGGUGUCGGAGCAGGUGGGCCGCUUCCUGAAGGUCCAGCUGGGGCUGACCGGGAGCAUCCGGCUGAGCGUGCACCGGCUGGGGGACGUCUUCAGCCUCUAG